CCGCAGCCGCAGCCAGUAGUGUGCCGCACGCCGAGCUCGAGGCAAGCAAAAGCCGUGUGCCGCGCUCCCGCGACUCCCCCGUGUCGUGUGCGUUUUCGUCGCCUCUCGGAGCAGUCUCUCUCUUCCUCCUCCGUCCCCGCCAGCAGCUCAUCGGUAUACAGCGUGUCUGCGGUAUAUUCCUCCUCGUCGUCGAUUAUUCGGAUACAAUACUUACAGCGCCGCAGCGAAUUACACACGUCAGUGCGAGAAAGAGAGAGAGAGAGAGAGAGAGAGAGAGAGAGGUGAUCUUGAGCGCGUGCAGCUGCCCGAGAUCCUUUUUCGUUGAACGGCGGCCGCAGCAGAGCAGCGAACAAGUGCACGAGAGACACAGAGAGAUUGCUACACACACGGCUCUUUCUCUCCGCGGUGUGCCAGGCCAGUAUCGUGUACACAUCAACACAGAGUGUGCAGUGUGCUCCGGAAUCGUCAGCAGCAGCAGUAGCAGCGUCUACGAGUGGGACCAGUUCGUUCACGGAAUCGACUGAUCGAAGAUGCGCCGGUCCUUCGUCACGCCGAGAUCCGACAGAGUCGGUGGCCAGCAGUUCUCCAGCAGCCCCUGAGCAUCGACAGCACACAGCUUCGCAGCCGUCGCCUCCAGGUAAAGGAGUUCCGCAAGUCACACCCGAUAACGCAUCAGUUUGUAAAAGCGAAGCCUGUAAAACGCGCAGACGGAUCAUUCGUAGCUCCGGACACAGGUGUGUCGCAGCUUAGAACGUCGACGACGAGAAAGACCCGCGAGUGGAUAGCCCUGCGCUGCGAGGAAAGAGAUAGAUAGAGAGAAUCGAAGUGUGCCGCGUGUGAGAGAAGAAGUCGGCGUUGGGGUAGGGCCGCAGAUGGGAGAGGCUCUGGCCGGGCCCGGGAGGGUGAUCGGUGUCAGGAAGCAGCAGAAGAGGCGGCAGCAGAAGCAGCUCCAGGAGAAACCGGCCAGGAGGCGACGCCGACGACCAGCCGCCGGCGAGUACCGGCGCGGCUGCCCCACCUAUACUCGACCGCGCGGAACCCAUCAAGCUGGAAUUGAUGGAGUUGGAGAACAUCGUAGCCAAUACUGUGUACCUCAAAGCGAGAGAAGGUCAGUGCGGUGGUGACAGCAACAAGGGGAAGAGUAAAAAAUGGCGUAAGAUACUUCAGUUCCCGCACAUAUCGCAGUGUAUCGGACUCAAAGAUAAGCUCGACAUCCGAUACAGCUAUGUGGUCGACCAGCAGCCGAUCGGCCGGCUGCUGUUCCGGCAGUACUGCCAGGACAAGAAGCCGGCCUAUCACCGCUACAACCUCUUCCUCGACGCGAUCGAGAAGUACGAGGUCGAGAUGGACGAGAACAGGACGGAGAUGGCCAAGCUGCUGUUCGAGCAGUAUCUCAAGCGCGAAGGCUCCGAGGUCGUCGAUAUCCUCAACGACUCGCUCAUAACCCAGUGCGAGGAGAGGCUCGGCAGUGCCGGAAAGGAGAUCUUCGUUGAGAUCGCCCAGACGGUCAAGAACUUCCUCGCUGGGGAACCCUUUGCUGCUUUUCUCACCACCUUCUACUUCUACAGGUAUCUACAGUGGAAGUGGCUCGAGGCCCAGCCCAUCACGUACAAGACUUUCCGGAUGUACCGUGUCCUCGGCAAAGGUGGAUUCGGCGAGGUCUGCGCCUGUCAGGUUCGGGCAACCGGCAAGAUGUACGCCUGCAAGAAGUUGGAGAAGAAGCGCAUAAAGAAGCGCAAAGGCGAGGCUAUGGUGCUCAUCGAGAAGAACAUCCUGCAGAAGAUCAACUCCAAGUUCGUCGUCUCGUUGGCUUACGCCUACGAGACCAAAGACGCCCUGUGCCUCGUGCUCACCAUCAUGAACGGGGGUGACCUCAAGUUUCACAUCUACAACAUGGGCGGAGAGCCUGGAUUCGACAUCAACAGGGCCAGGUUCUACGCCGCGGAGGUCGUCUGCGGACUGGAGCACUUGCAUCUGCAGGGUAUCGUCUACCGGGACUGCAAACCGGAGAACAUUCUACUCGAUGACCACGGCCACGUGCGCAUCUCCGACUUGGGACUAGCGGUGGAAAUCACCGAGGGCGACAUGGUGCGAGGUAGAGUCGGCACAGUCGGUUACAUGGCCCCCGAGGUCAUCGACAACGAGAAGUACACCUUCUCGCCGGACUGGUUCAGCUUCGGCUGUCUGCUGUACGAGAUGAUAGAAGGUCAGGCGCCGUUCCGCGCGCGCAAGGAGAAAGUCAAACGCGACGAGGUCGACAGGCGGGUCAAAGAGGACCAGGAAAAGUACUCGCACAAGUUCACCGAGGAGGCCAAGAGUCUGUGCCAGCAGCUGCUCAAGAAGAGCCCCAAAAGCCGGUUGGGAUGCAAGUGCGGUAGACACGGCGCCAAGGAAGUGAAGCUGCACAAUUUCUUCCAGUGCCUCAACUGGAAGAGGGUCGAGGCGGGCAUGUGGGAGCCGCCCUUCAUCCCCGAUCCGCACGCGGUCUACGCCAAGGAUGUCCUGGAUAUCGAGCAAUUUUCCACCGUGAAGGGCGUCAAUUUGGACGCGACGGAUGACACGUUCUACAGCAAAUUCAAUACCGGAAGCGUGUCCAUUCCUUGGCAGACUGAAAUGAUAGAGACCGAGUGCUUCAAGGAGCUCAACGUGCUCGGGCCGAACAAUACACCCACCCCGGAUCUGCUGAUAAACCAUCCGCCGCCCAACAAUGAGAACAGAGGCUGCUUCCCCUUCCGCAGAAAGAAGAAGCAGAGCGCACGUACCCAAGAGAUUCCACUAUCAGAGUGCCAUUUGUUAGAACUAUCGCAAAGCCAAAGCUCGGAGAUGCCAGCCAGCUGAUCCAGGAUGAAUUCCGCCAACGGCAAUGCAACGACCGAGUCUACCGCGCCGCUCUGCGCAAGCGGUGGCGACGGCUGCUGCUGUCUGAGCCGCCGCCUGGUCUGGAACAAGACCUCGGAGAAGGUUAACAAACCUGCGGACGAUGAGUGCAAUGGCGCCCACUUCGUCGCCUGAAGGGGGAUACUGGAAAAAUAGAGGAUGAUUAGCGAGAGGCCAGGAACAUUGUUCAUUCCGCCGCCACCGCGUCGAGACACUUUUACAUACUACUAAUUUUGGCGUUUCGGAUGAAUGGUAUUUAUUCGAACCGGUAUAGACGAUAUUUGUUAGCAUUAAAUGCGAAUGAUGAUGAAUUCGGAAGUACAUUAUGGAAUGCGUAGAGAUGUGGAUUUGAAUUGGGCGAUGGUUUCUUCUGGCACGUGUUUGUUUUGGGAGAACGUCGCGCGCGUUCGUUUUCUUAUUCGUGUUAUAUUUUUGUAUUAUCCGUAACGUUAUCUUUUUUUUUAACGUGAACGAAGAAUCAAAGGUCUGAGCACAAAAUAGUCAUGCUAGAGAUGUAUAAAAGGUCCUUGGAUUCGACACUUUUUUAGAGGCGACAUUUUGCGGGGGGGGGGGGGUCCGUUGGGAGUGACAAGAGAUACUGCGCCAAGAUGUAGAAAGUAAGGACAACGUGUACCUAUAUGAUCUUUACUUGCAUACGCUUAGAUAGGAUUAAGACUUUCGCGAUUCUACAUAGGGAGAUAACACUUGAUUUGGUGUUCUCAACGUCUGGAUGAGACACUUUUUUUACCGAAAAAGGCUUAUCUAGAGAUUGAUUGAAUGCAAAUUAGAAGAUAUAUUAUUUCUGCGAUCUGAUGCGAGAUUAUUAUUAAAGUGAAAAAUUAGGAUAAAAAAUUUACGAACAAAUUGCUCACGUCCCGAGCGAGAGAGAUUGCUUAGGUCAAAAAAUGUUUAACAGGCAACCUAUGACGUUCCUGUUAUAAAAAUUAAACAAAGAAGUCCUUGAACAAAGGAAUACUUACCGUCAAUGCAUUGAGAGCGAUUAUCGAGAUCAAAAAGAAGCCUCUCGCAAUGAAUAAAAAAAAUUGCUGUCGUCGUUGUUCUUUUUGAAUUAUAUAUCGUUCGAAAUUUCCCAUUUUAUACAUAUAUGCAAUGUAUAGGACAUGCACGAAUAAUUUUGUGAAAUUCUUCAGUGCAAUACUAAUAACUGUUUAUACUUUAAGCUAAGAACAAAAGUAAUGAGAUUAUUUUACGUACGUAUUUUUAUCGCUAUUUUACCGCUAUUCAACGACGUCGUAUUACCGGCAAAAUAUAAGCAUUUUUAAAAUUUACUCUUAUACUAGAAGAAGAAUGAGGAUCUUAAUGAAAACGUCAAAAAAGAAGAGAAGUAACUUUAGAAGAAAAAUAAAGAACACAGACGACAAAAGAUAUAGGGUGUGUUGCAACCUCCCUGUGACUAAAGUUGGUUUACCGUUAUAAAUCGCGGACUGAGAUUUUCAACAACUCAAAGAAAAACUUAUUCGCUGGUUUGCACAAAAAAUUCCAUUGAAUUCGGCUUAUCGGUAAAAUAUCUAGCAGUUUUUCCAAUCAUUGAUAGAAAUUUUUUGUAUUCCGAACAAGUAAAAAGCACAAAACGGGAAUUCGAUUAUACUCAAAAGCGCAACGAACGCGCGUUUUUCUAAGCGUACAUACAUUCAGCAUUUACAACUGACAAAAAUAGUUUAAAAAUCCGUACCCGUCCGUUCAAGAAACACAAAAACUCGGCGAAUUUUAGCUAACUAAGCGAUUUUACACAGUAACGAGAAAACGAAGGAAAAUUAGCACAGGGGUACAAAAAUCGGCGCCUGGCAGAUACCGUGUUAAGAUUACCGUUAGUGUACACGCAAAUACAAUUGUCAGAUUCUAAGAAGGGAAGAAUCGCGAAAAUACAAAAAAGAGAUGAGUAAAUUACACGUGUGGCGUUUGUAAUGGAGUAAUCUCUCCUCGUUCUCGUCUUAUUUUGUAUAUGCAUAUAUCUAAUAGUUACGUAUGCCUUGUACACGAUAAAAUGUGUGUUUAUUUUAAUCUUAUAUCCACGUAGUAUGCUGGUUCCUUUGUUUCUAUAAUCGUACCACGACGUUCCAGCAGUCGUAAAGAGGUUUACGAAAAUGAUCUUCCUACUUUCGUGAUUUGAAUUCCAGUCUUCGAUUGAAUAAGUUAUAAUGGAAAACCACACAUUCAACUAAUGCUGUUUUAUCUAGAAAUCGAUGGUAACUAGUAAAGUCAAUGCAGUAAAAAAUAAUUUAUAUAUAUAGCAAAUAUAUGAAAAUAUAUAAACAUAUUCAGAUGCUUUUCAUAAUUUUUUUAAAAACGUUUUCUAUUUUUUAACGGUUUUAUACGAAUGUAAGUAAAAAAAAACAAUGUGUUCCAUUUUACUCAAAUAAAUCUAUCUUCCAUAAAAACAAAGUAAACAUAUUUUUUAAUUAUAUUUUAAAGUUAGUAAGAGCGAAGAUCCUCAUCGAUUGCAAUCGACAGCUCUGCCUUUUUUUAACGUAAAUAUUAUCAAAUUUGGAUCAAUAACACUGCCUUGAAUUUGGAUUUGUUAUAUAACUGUUAAAGUUGCGUUCUUCAUAUCUUUUGACAAUUGCACAAAGUUUAUUCUCCCUUCUUUAAAUGUAUUCAAUUGUAAUACUGAAUAUUGUCAAAGCCUAUCAUCAAGUGUGUAGCUCUUUCAGCCAUAAAAUCCACUUUGCUCGAUGUUUCCAAUACUAAAUUGGAUUUCAUGACCGAUAUUCUCGAUAUUCUAUUCGAAGAGAACUAAAAAAAAUACAAAACAUUUGACAGUGCACGUGUAAUCCAAUUAAUUUAUCGGCAUAUAGCGCAGCUGCGACAAUCCCAGGAAGCUGUCAUUUCCAAUACCUCUUGUAAUGUAGUCGUUCUGUGCAGAAGUAAGCGCGGUAUCAAUUGUACAUUAUCAUAAUCGAAGCGAGAAAUGAAAGAAAGCGAGAAAAAGUAAAAAAUACGAGAUAAAACUGAUCUUUGUAAACAAAGCCUGUUCUUCCACGAAAAAAUGCGAGUGUGAAUGAGUGAGCGAGAGAAGAAACGCAAGCAAAAGGUCCCCCGUGAGAGGUGCGACUUACCGAAUCUCAUUAUGAAAAAAGAAUCUGUGUAAACGAGUAAACGUUUUCCUCCGUUUGUUAGCGUUAAUCAACAGGUGCGUAACAUACAAUUACGUAAAGCGCAUACGACAAUAUUUUGUUUCUAUUAUAGAUCUAUAUGUCUCUUUACCGUUUAUUACUGUUAGGAUUGCGUUUUAAUUUUCGUUUUUAUAAGUAUAAAAAGUCUGACUGCGAGAUGCAAUACUUUCGCGAAAUUGUAAAUCGGUCGCACAAAGUUAAAAUAUUGGAACCUGUUCGAUUUUUUUUUCUGACUAUAUUCUUUAAUAAAUUAUAAAUGUAUAUUGACCGAUAUACAAAUUUGGUAUUAUCAAGAAAAGACAAACGCUUUGUUUGGUAGCGUUUAAUCUAUUUGUUCGUUGUUUUAUUUCGAUCGCAUUGAUUUUUUUCGAUACUUUGUAAGAAAGGUGUAAUAAAACGCGAUGGUAUAUUUUUUUUUUUUUUUUAUACUCUGGGAUUAAAGAUCUUAUUCUAAGAUCGAGAGUACACACAUCUGUUAGCUUAUAAUCGUGGUAAACUUAAAAAGAAAAAUGCUGCGAAAAAAAUCGUUUUUGCAAAUAUUUUUAAGACGUCGCGAUUCAAGUAACGGCACGUCUAAGUACUUUGUAAACAACAUUCCUCUAUCAUUUGUAAUAUAAAGUCUUAAAGAUCCAUUAUUUCCGACUUUAUUUGAUAUGUGUGAAGAAUUUUUUCUACAAAAAUGAAUUUCUAAUCAGAUACUUAUGAUUAAGUAAUCAAUUUAAUAUUGUCUGUUAUGAUUUAUAAAGUUUUGCGUUGUUAUUUUUGAAGUAUUUAGAAGUGUCGAAUUCUAAAAACGCUCAAUCUGUACCAUUCCACUUUGGUGUCCAUCCGUGCGCUCAAUGCCAACGUAUGAAUGAGUUAUGAGUGCGAGAGUAAAUUUUUGAAAAUUUUUGUUUUUUCCUUAUUUGUUUCAUCUUAAAACUAACCGUGGUUAUACAAGUGGAAAGCGAGCGAGAGAAAACGAGCAAGCGUGAAAGCGGCGUAUAGUAUUAUAAUUGAUAACGUGCGAUUUUAAAAAAAGACGAAUAUGAAAAUGCUUGAGAAAUAAAUAAAGCGAAUUAAAACGACAAACAUCUGUAGAUAGAGCGUUGAUUCUAUAUUCCUAAAACAAACUUUACCAACGUUUACUACAUUGGCGUCAUUACCAUGAUGUGAAUGAAUGACGCCUGAGAUGUGUAAAUGCAAGACGCGGUUCGAAUUGGUAAGAUAAGUGUUUUUAAGGUGACACACUUACGGCAAUACCGGCAUUUCAGAUGAAUAAGAUUAAAUAAUUUUUAGGAAAAUGCACUAAAAACAUUUGUAUAUACAUGGAUUAAAAUAAGAUAUAGGAUAUGGACCAUCUUUCGGUCUGAUCUGCGAUCUGAUUACUGCGACGUCAAUGUAUUGUUUUUUUAAUUUCUAUAUAUGUUUCCAUAAUCUGUCAAUUGUCUUAUCAGAUAAUUUUCUUUAUAUAAAUUCUUAUUGUGAGAAUUAAUAAUUAAGUGUCAAUAAAUUUAAACUUGUAAGAAAA
Molecule: messenger RNA, 7521 nt
Organism: Nasonia vitripennis (jewel wasp)
Lineage: Eukaryota; Metazoa; Arthropoda; Insecta; Hymenoptera; Pteromalidae
Gene: Gprk2
Product: G protein-coupled receptor kinase 2
Exons: 9
Coding region: 1057-2838 (593 amino acids)
Biological process (GO): signal transduction; regulation of signal transduction; protein phosphorylation
Cellular component (GO): cytoplasm
Molecular function (GO): G protein-coupled receptor kinase activity; ATP binding
Source: RefSeq, a predicted model, not a curated record